Messenger RNA from Trichoderma atroviride IMI 206040, 975 nucleotides. The record is from RefSeq and is a predicted model, not a curated record. Lineage: Eukaryota; Fungi; Ascomycota; Sordariomycetes; Hypocreales; Hypocreaceae.
AUGGGGACAACCAAAACCACCUACCGCGUCCAGGGUAUUCCUGUUGAUGCCUCGCCUGAUGACAUCAAGAUGAUAAUUUCCCAGGCCUUGGGUGAAGACGCAAGCAGGCUCGAUCCUACCAUCCAUUCGCUUGCAUCAGAUCCCUACAAGCCUCCCAAUUCCAGCACAAACGUCGCCACCGUCACCUUUAAACACACCCCAAAAACGCUCAAGGACAGCGACAGACUAACGGCCGAUGUGACAUGGGACAGCAAGACGCACUACAUCACGGUGGACUCUUCUUUUGGGGGCUUUACACCUCUGAAUGAUGCGAAAACCAAGCUUGGUUCGAGGAUGGACGUGAUUGCCGUCAGCGGGCUCAGCAGCCAUCCUUUUGGUUCUUGGAAAGCAAGAGGGGGCACAUUUAUGUGGCUGAGAGAUGAGGUUGCAAAAACGACUGAAAAGGCCCGUGUUCUACUUUAUGGAUACGAUACAACACUGGCCAACUCCGAGAGCUUCCAGGACGUGAGCGAUAUUGCACAGCGACUGAGCUCCGAUCUUAACGCGAUGCGGAGCGGGCGAACAACGUCGUGGGUGCCGACCCCAAUUGUCUUUGUGGCGCAUAGUCUAGGAGGACUUGUCAUGUCUGAGCACUAUCCGGAUGACUUUCUGAGUAUAUACGGUCUAUUGCUGUUUGGGGUCCCAAAUGGCGGUAUCAAGACCAAGUAUUGGAUGCCGAUUGUGGAUUCGCAGCCAAACAAGAACCUCAUAGACAGCCUUGCACCCGAUGCCUACUAUCUAAGAAAUUUGCAGGAAAACUUUACCAAGCAUAAACAUAUCGCCUUUAACCAAAAUCACUCUGAUCUACCCAAGUUUGGCAGUAACUACGAUGAGAAUUACAGGGCCAUUGAGCCUUUCUUCAAAGAAUGUUACGACGACGCUUUGGAAGUAAUACACAAGAGAUUCAAUAGCGAAGGUUCGAGAUUGCACUUUUAA